GGCUUCGUGGCCACACUCACGCUGAUCCCGGCCUUCAAGGACCGCUUCCUCGCGGCGAGGCUCUUCGGCGAAGACCUCAACAAGGCCUCGCGGAGGCCCAUCCCCGAGGCGCAGGGCGUGAUCAGCGGGGUGGUCUUCUUGAUCAUCCUCUUCUGCUUCAUCCCCGUGCCCUUCCUGAGGUGCUUUGUGGAGGAGCAGUGCACGGCCUUCCCGCACGACGAGUUCGUGGAGCUCAUUGGCUCCCUCCUUGCCAUCUGCUGCAUGAUUUUCCUGGGCUUUGCUGAUGACGUUCUGAACUUGCGCUGGCGCCACAAGCUCCUUCUUCCUACCAUGGCUUCCCUCCCGCUGCUCAUGGUUUACUUCACCAACUUUGGGAACACAACCAUUGUGGUGCCUAAACCCUUCCGGGUGCUACUGGGCAUGCACUUGGACCUGGGUAUCUUCUACUACGUGUACAUGGGCAUGCUAGCCGUGUUCUGCACUAACGCCAUCAACAUUCUUGCUGGAAUUAAUGGGAUUGAAGCAGGACAGUCUCUGGUGAUUGCCGCUUCCAUUAUCAUAUUCAACAUUGUAGAGUUAAAUGGGGAUUAUCGAGAUGAUCACAUUUUUUCUCUCUACUUCAUGAUUCCCUUUUUUUUUACCACGCUGGGGCUGUUUUACCACAACUGGUACCCAUCCCGAGUCUUUGUUGGGGACACCUUCUGCUACUUUGCUGGCAUGACCUUCGCUGUGGUGGGGAUCUUAGGGCACUUCAGUAAAACAAUGCUGCUUUUUUUCAUCCCACAAGUGCUCAACUUCCUCUACUCAUUGCCUCAGCUCUUCCACAUCAUUCCUUGUCCCCGCCACCGGCUGCCCAGGCUCAAUCCUAGUACAGGGAAGUUGGAGAUGAGCUAUUCCAAAUUCAAAACUAAGAGCCUCUCAGCCCUGGGAACAUACAUUCUGAAGGCCGUAAAGAUCUUGCACAUAGUAGAUGUGAGGAGUGGAAUGGAUGAAGAUGGCGAAUACACCGAGUGCAAUAAUAUGACACUUAUUAACUUUGUUAUAAAGCUGACUGGACCCACCCACGAGCGAAUUCUCACUCUCCUGUUGCUACUCAUCCAGGUCCUGGGCAGCACAAUUGCAUUUUCAAUCCGAUACCAGCUAGUGCGCUUGUUCUACGAUGUCUGAUUGGGUUGCCAGGAGCAGGGGAAAGAUUUGCACCUUCCAGUCGCUCUUUUACUUUCUCCGACUGCUGACCAAACGUUUAGAAUGAUCUUAUACUGGCCCUGUGAGAACCUCAGGACUCCUUUUAAGAUGCAAGCAACGACUCUGCACCGGCCAGUCUUGAACCGUGAUCUUGUUUUUGUGCACAAGAAGGUGUUUGUCUGAUUCUGCUGACAGAAGAGAUUCAAUGCUACUUGAAUAUCAUUGUUAUUGGGAAUACCUUCCAUAGGGGAACAUACAUGACCCAGAUCAUCUACUCAGAGUACUUAGGGAAAGUGGAAGAGAUGAAAGCUCUAUAUAGAAAUAAGCAUGUUACUAUUCCCUGAAAGAUAAAACAGCAACUUCAGUUUCUGUGGGACUCUGUAUAGCAGAACAAGUAAACCAGAAUCCCCUCUUGUCUAUGCCAGUCCUAUCUUUGGUCCAUGAACAUAGAAUAACGUGCUAUAAGUCAUACCCAAAACUCAGAGCACUCUGAGAAUAAAAUAACUUAUGGUACGGUUUCCCCUUCAGUGCUUUGUCACAGGAAGAAUACUGACAUACAGGGAAACCAGAUGGCGUGAUACGUUCCUGUGGGUUUUGCCCUGCUGGGGGCUGUUAAUUUCUACAGUAGACUGCCUCCUUUUUCACAGCAACUGGGAAUAUUCCAGGCUCUUUUUUUAGAGGGCUUUAACUUCUGAACGGCUUUAUCAUCUGUCUUCCUUCCUGGAGUAGGACACUUCUAAGGCUAGCAGAGUAAGGGUCUCCAUGUCCUUUCAUCGCACAGGGACAUCAAUAAAGCCUUGUAUUAAUCUGGGACCGAGAUCCUGCAGGCUGCAGUUAUUUACACGUAUAGCAUUUUCUGGCAUCAUAGUUCACCACAGAAUUGCUGCCUACCUGACAGAACAACACAUGAGAACCACUGGAGCCUCAGCAGUAGGUUAAAGAUUCUGCACGAGACUGAUGGGAAUGAAAAGCAGAACAAUACAACUACAAAGAUACGGACACCGAGAUGGGUGACAUUAAAAGUUGCCAAAUCUGGUAGCCUAAUAGAUACAAGGUCGCUGCAUCUCGAUGGCCCCAGGUCCAGCCAGUAGCGAGGCUAAGAAUGAGUUCCCAGUAGGUACAAAUGCAUAUGACCAGCCACACAGAUCAACAAAGCACUCAAACGUGAAAGAUACGAGUAGCCUAAAUCCUCCUGACCAGCUGGUCAGGAUAGCAGUCUGCUAGUAGAAUGUAUUCAUAUAUAUACAUAUGUAUCUACACACACUAUGGAUCCCUUCAGUAGCUGGCCUUAGAUAUUCUGGCCAGUAGCCGGCCCCUGGACUCCUUGGUCUCCCCAGUUGCUGGCAGCAGGGUACGUGAAUCCUUCAGGCCAGCAGCCCCACUCCAGCUGCUUGUAUUCUGACCUCACACACAGACACACACAAGUAGAUCUUUCUGGUAGCUGGUCCAGACUGACGGCCUUCCCAGUAGCUGACUCUUAAGACACCCUCCUCGCCCCGCCUCGAUUUUUCCAGCGGCUGGCUUGGACCCACCUCCAGUAGGUAACUGGCCGACCCUGGUCCCUGUAGUAUCUGAUCCUGGAUACCUGGCUCUGAAGCAUAUUGCUUGCUGGCUAGUGCGACUUGAUGUCCGCUAGCAAUUACACAAUCUGACAUAGCCACUCACCUACAACCUGCACAUACUCCAGUCCCCCCCAGUUGCUGGUACCACAGACUCAUGGGCCUCUUUGGACGGUGGUCCAACUCCAGGUGCUGGCACUUAGACCUCCAUGCAUACACGUGCACACAGAAUAGAGCGUCCCUUCACCGCAAAAAAAGCGAGAAAUGCUUUACUAAGAGGACAGGACAGACCACGGUCUACCAAACCUACCAACCAGCAACAUACGUACGCACAGCAUUCCCCACUUCCUACCUUGUAUUUUCUCGUGCUCCUAUCUCCCAAUCCCCUGUAACGCCUCCCUUCCCGGAUCUUCCGCUAAACAACUCGUAAUAAGUCUCACGCAUUCCCACAAUCCCCUGAAAGGAUCACACAGUAAGCUUUGCACGUUCCCCCAAUGGUCUUUCAUGGUACCCCACUGUGAGCCCCAUACCCCUGCAGGCAGGGACCCUCAGUCUGCGGGCAUCUUGGGAGCGCCCAGCUCACCCCGGAGGUGCCCCUGCCAGAGGGGGCCCAGGCCCUGAGGCCAACCACCUCCCUGGAGGGUCCCAGGAGCAGCCUAGCUAGGGCAGCACCAUGCUGAUGGGGUCACUGGGGUCCCCCACCUGUUGUCGUUCCUCUAGCCCUUUGGGGUACUGUGACUAGCCCUUACAUAACCUAGCAGGCAACACAGUUAAAGCUUGUUAUCUGGCACUGAUCUAGAACUGUUACCUGCAGGCAACGUGCCACAGUCAGAGCUGACCAAAAUAAACCUGAUGUUUCUCCUCUCAGGGGUACUGUCACUCGUGUGUAAAUGCUUUUGCUGCCUCAGGGCUGUCCAGAGGCGCAAGCGGC
This is a messenger RNA of Struthio camelus australis, 3675 nucleotides long. RefSeq names its product dolichyl-phosphate N-acetylglucosaminephosphotransferase 1 (gene DPAGT1). The record is from RefSeq and is a predicted model, not a curated record. Gene Ontology annotation, molecular function: UDP-N-acetylglucosamine-dolichyl-phosphate N-acetylglucosaminephosphotransferase activity. Lineage: Eukaryota; Metazoa; Chordata; Aves; Struthioniformes; Struthionidae. Gene Ontology annotation, biological process: protein N-linked glycosylation; dolichol-linked oligosaccharide biosynthetic process. Gene Ontology annotation, cellular component: membrane.